Stomoxys calcitrans (stable fly) is the source of this 456-nucleotide messenger RNA. Its product is annotated as phormicin-like. NCBI's taxonomy places the organism in Eukaryota, Metazoa, Arthropoda, Insecta, Diptera, Muscidae. Bases 93 to 365 code for a protein of 90 amino acids. Gene Ontology annotation, biological process: humoral immune response; defense response to bacterium. The record is from RefSeq and is a predicted model, not a curated record. The transcript has a single exon.
CGAAAUUGUAGACAACAAGGCAACAGAACUUCAGCAACAUUCAAAGACGACAAGUACGCUUUCAUUGUAUUUUUUUCUAUAGCCUACACAAAAUGAAAUUCUUUAUGGUAUUCGCUGUUAUCUUUGCCUUGGCUAUCUGCCUGGCCUGCAGCUCAGUUUUACCCGCCAAGGAUGGUAAAUUUGUUGAUGGCGCCUUGGCUUUGAAGCAAUUGGAACCGGAAGUUCAUGCACGCUACAAGAGAGCCACCUGUGAUCUGUUGAGUGGUACCGGAGUCAAUCACUCGGCUUGUGCUGCCCACUGCGUGUUGCGUGGCAAUCGUGGAGGAUACUGCAACUCCAAGGCUGUUUGUGUCUGUCGCAAAUGAAAAAUUUCUACAAAUUGUUAUUAGUUGUAUAAAAUAUUCAGUAUUAUCUCACUAUUAAAGGAGCAUUAAAAAAAAAUAACAUUAAAAGAUU